This is a messenger RNA of Aspergillus calidoustus, 1221 nucleotides long. NCBI's taxonomy places the organism in Eukaryota, Fungi, Ascomycota, Eurotiomycetes, Eurotiales, Aspergillaceae. The record is from the annotation of a GenBank genome assembly.
AUGCUCGCGUGCGUACUUGCCAUUGUGUUGGCUCUCGUUGGGGGUCUCCACCUGCUCUAUAACCAUUCCCGCGUUAAGUCUAUCCCGGGCCCUUUCUUCGCUGCGAUUUCAGACAUUUGGCGACUUUAUGCACAGAGAGCCCCCGGAUACAGUCGACACCUAGCUGAGCUUCAUCGGAAGCAUGGAGAUGCUGUGCGACUAGGCCCGUCUUUCGUCAGCAUUUGUGAUUAUGAGGAGAUCGCGCGUGUAUACCGCGAAAAGCUUCGGGAAGAGCUGAGGCAAUUCGGACGGAGCGCUUCCCAAGAGCAGCUACUAGGUCGUCCGGAAGAUUUCACCUGUCACGAAGGCGCCAUUAACGACGAUCUGCGGAAUAUCAUCGGAACCUUUAGAAGGCACAGAACCAUUGAUCUAACCGCGUCCCUACGCUUCUUCGCGGAGGGUUUUCUAUCUCACUUUUUUGUCGACAGCUUCCCUCGUCUAUCCAGCGGCGACCCGCCUGAUAACAGGCUCAAGCCCUCGCUCUUGUCUAUAAUCGAGGAGCAGCUAUUGCGUGGCCCAGCGUCCCUUCUGAAGAGGGAGCGGCUGUCGUGCUAUAAUUUCGGAAAGGCGUCAACACCUUCAAUACAUGGAAUUUCCGGAACUAGAGAUACAUCUAUGGGCCGCGAGCGCGGUGAACCUCCCAUCUUGGCUGCCUGUAUAGAGAGCAUCACCGCCGCUUUCGUCACCGUCUUCCAAAUCCUUUUAAGCAAGCCUAUUGUGCUCUCUACUCUUCGAAGUGAACUUGACUCUGCGCCGCGGCUUAGGGAUAAAUCAGCGGGUCCUUCCUGGAGCGAUCUAGCUGGACUACCCUACCUCGAUGCCGUCUUGAAGGAGACAAUGAGACAUGCUUUACUCAUCGAGAAUCAACAUGGGAUGCGUCUGACAGAUGGUCCGCUCGACAUGUCAGGUAUAGGUAUCCCACGUGGAACGAUAGUCUCAUGGCAUCCGUUCGCCGUGCUAUGUAACGACAGUGUCUAUGGCGUGGACGCGGGUGCAUUCAAGCCGGAGCGUUGGCUCUCUGCAGACCACCCGCAACUGACGUUCAUGCAUGAGAGCUUGGUCCCGCUCAGUGUGUGUCUCGCAGAAUAUCCAAAACUCGAAUCGGCGUGGUUAGAGCUGAAGAAAACAGUUGUUGUGCUGUUGCUUCCAAGUCCUCGAGGUGGAGUCUGCCGAAGGACCUGA